Paramacrobiotus metropolitanus is the source of this 960-nucleotide messenger RNA. RefSeq lists its product as uncharacterized. The record is from RefSeq and is a predicted model, not a curated record. The coding region runs from base 258 to 665 and encodes 135 amino acids. The transcript has 3 exons. NCBI's taxonomy places the organism in Eukaryota, Metazoa, Tardigrada, Eutardigrada, Parachela, Macrobiotidae.
CAGACCUUGUUCUUAAAUCGACGUAUACGCCGCGGCGUAGUCAUCUAUGUGGAUCCCGAAAACGGCUUUGUGGUUAAUUUUGGUUGCCUUCACUGCCGCUCAGAAAGUGUUCCCUUUGGCACAUGUGUCGAUUCAGUAUUCAGAAAGGGUCGCUUCCGGGCAAAUGUCGGCGAGACAGUGCAGGCGCUGUGGCAGGACAGCCCGCCUCGGCCAUGGUGUUAGUAUCCUCCUAAAGUUCUUGCGAUGGGCUCUGACGUAUGUGGGGCGAAGAUCAAGGCCGGCAAAAAAUGGACUUUGGAUGUCAGAAAGUGGGAGCAGGUGUUACCGGCGGCUGCCUGGACGACAUUGCAGUGGCGGCAUCAGUUCCGAAAGCACACUGUAGAGCUUCCAACGAACAAGGACUUGCUGGUUGUGGUAACGAGAAAGAAUUUUCGCUCGUUAUGGUAUCGAGCAACAAAGACCAUCAGUGUGGGAAAAAACGAAGGACACUGGACUUACAUCUCGUCCUCUGCAAAAAUGUUGACGAAACUGGAAUUGCAUGGGAAAAUCUACUGUCCGAAAUGAUGACGACGAGCUUAUUCCCAGGAACGUGCCAACUCGGCCGUAUAAUUUGGGUUACGUCGAUUUUUUGGAAUAUUCUGUUGACUUUCUGCCGCUGGACCUAAAAUAUCGGAAGUUGUGUCAUUUCUCCAUGCGCUAAACCAUAGACCAGCUGAAGGUAUCGCGUGUGAGUCGCUUUUGGAACUGCACCGUCGAACCGAUUAAGCGCCGACCUGAGCAGGCAGUUGACCUUACGGCUGUGGAGACUACAACUGAAUCACCGGGAGUGAUCCCGAAGACACCACGAGCCAUCAGCCUCAUCUUGUCAUAUCGUCCAUUUUAAAAGCAGAAAAAUCCGAAUUCCGACGGUUAUGAUUGCACACCGUGCCGUGCUGUAUGGGCUGCUGACCUUUUUGAAUG